AUGCKUCUUUUUGCACAUCUGUGCAUUGUGCUCAGCUUUUUGGAAGUAGUGAGGUGUUCGUGUCCUUCUCAGUGCACCUGUGAUCUUCGUGGCAGAGAUGACGAUUCAGGUUCAAGGUUGGUGCUAUGUAAUGACCUGGAUAUGAACCAAGUCCCUAUGAACCUCCCUGUGGAUACCUCAAAACUUCGCAUAGAAAAAACCGUCAUCCGCACAAUUCCAGCUGAGGCCUUCUAUUACCUGGUGGAGCUCCAGUACCUCUGGCUGGCUUACAAUUCUGUGGCCAGCAUUGACCCCAGCAGCUUUUACAACCUAAAGCAGCUGCAUGAGUUGCGCCUGGACGGGAAUUCUCUGGCCAACUUCCCCUGGGUAUCUCUGCGGGACAUGCCCCACCUGAGGACCCUGGAUUUGCACAAUAACAGAAUCACCAGUGUGCCAAAUGAGGCGGUCAGGUAUCUGAAGAACCUCACCUACUUGGAUUUAUCAAGCAACAGACUAACCACACUGCCACCCGAUUUCCUGGAGAGCUGGUCUCACUUAGCUACAACACCAUCUAGAGGCCCAGAUCUUUUACCAAGAAGAAUUAUUCUUGGUCUGCAGGACAACCCUUGGUUCUGUGACUGUCAYAUUUCCAAAAUAAUUGAGUUGUCAAAGGUUGCUGAUCCGACCGUAGUGCUUCUUGACCCAAUGAUGGUGUGUAGUGACCCUGAGCAUCUCUCAGGGAUUUUGUUUCAGAAGGCUGAGUUGGAGCAGUGUCUGAAGCCAUCCGUGAUGACUUCGGCCACCCAAAUCAUGUCAGCUCUGGGAAGUAAUGUUCUGCUGCGGUGUGAUGCCACUGGCUACCCCACCCCACGGCUCACGUGGACCAGAUCUGACAGCUCACCAGUUAAUUAUACAGUAAUUCAGGAGUCUCCAGAGGAAGGAGUCAGAUGGUCCAUAAUAAGCUUGACAGGCAUUUCUUACAAGGACGCUGGGGAUUACAAAUGUAAGGCCAAAAAUUUGGCUGGGAUGACAGAAGCUGUGGUUACCGUGACAGUGGUUGGCACUGUCACAACCACCAUAGCAUCAGACACUUCGGAAAGGAGAACUGGAGAUCAGCCUGAGGAGGAGGUGCAACCGGAAUUUGGAAGACUGACAUCCACAUCUUCAUCUUCUUCUUCCUCUUCUUCUUUUUCUACUUCUGCUUUGUCUUCUGCCUCUGUUGCAUCUUCCUCUUUGUCUCCUGUCUCCAUUGUUUCAACCACACCUGGCAUUUCAGCAAGCAUCACCAGGGCCAGCAGGCAGCCGCUCCAGCUCCGACCAGAUGGGAAAAGAAAAGUAAAGGUGGAGAAGUGGGGGAGCAAGCUUCCUCCUGCCAGUGACAAUAAGAAAGGAGAGCUGGCAUUGUUGGAUCAAGCAAUGCCCCUGGAGACCAAUGCCACAAUAGAAGACCUUAGGGUAGUCAUCGAGACGAAAGAGAGUGUGACUUUAACCUGGAACACCAUUAACACCACACAUAGCGCUGGGCUGACUGUGCUAUAUUCCAAGUAUGGUGAGAAGGAUCUGCUGCUGUUGAAUGCAGACCCCAGCAAGAACCAAGUAACCCUAGAUGGCUUGGAGCCUGGAAGACAGUAUGUGGCAUGUGUCUGUCCAAAAGGAGUACCUCCCCAGAAGGACCAGUGCAUCACAUUUUCCACUGACAAUGUCGACGAAGGUGAUUCGCAAUGGUCUUUCCUCAUCGUGGUGACCAGUACUGCCUGUGUUAUUGUCUUGCCAUUAAUUUGUUUUUUAUUGUAUAAAGUUUGCAAACUGCAAUGUAAGUCAGAAUCUUUCUGGGAAGAUGAUUUGGCAAAAGAGACUUAUAUCCAAUUUGAGACCCUGUCGCCCAGGUCUCAAAGUCUAGGGGAGCUCUGGACAAGAAGGCACAGAGACGAUUCAGAAAAGUUGCUGCUGUGUUCUAGGUCAAGUGUGGAAUCUUAG
Urocitellus parryii (Arctic ground squirrel) is the source of this 1956-nucleotide messenger RNA. It is a transcript of the gene Lrit3, whose product is annotated as leucine rich repeat, Ig-like and transmembrane domains 3. The record is from RefSeq and is a predicted model, not a curated record. Lineage: Eukaryota; Metazoa; Chordata; Mammalia; Rodentia; Sciuridae. Gene Ontology annotation, molecular function: protein binding.